Xiphophorus couchianus (Monterrey platyfish) is the source of this 3901-nucleotide messenger RNA. Its product is annotated as NACHT, LRR and PYD domains-containing protein 3-like. Gene Ontology annotation, molecular function: protein binding. The record is from RefSeq and is a predicted model, not a curated record. Lineage: Eukaryota; Metazoa; Chordata; Actinopteri; Cyprinodontiformes; Poeciliidae. Bases 13 to 3759 code for a protein of 1248 amino acids. The transcript is spliced from 12 exons.
AUUGUUUCCUGAAUGAUGAAACGUCUCUUACUGAAUAAAGGAGCCUCCUCUUCCUCCUCCUCCUCCUCCUCCUCCUCCUCCCUCUCUGGGUGCAGAUGGCAUUUCCUGAUUUCUCUUCUAGUUUCACUUUUAGAAAGUUUUCGGCUCAGACGACGUUCUCAGUUGGAUGGUGAAUUUCGUGGGUUUGUGAGCAGCAUGGAUCAGCGUGAGGACAGACAGGACAGAGUCCGUCCCUCUAAAGCGUCUCUGUGUGGAGGACACAAGGACAUCAGGAACCAACCAGAACCCAGAACAGAACCUGGAGCAGAACCCGGACCCGAACCUGGACCCAGCUGUGUGUCCUUUAAGAGCGACGGGUCAAAGGACAACCCACUUGUUAACUUUAAGAGACUAAAUAUCCCUGAAUCUGAAAGUGUCCAGAGGAUCUCGGGGGUUCCUGAACAUGCAGCGUUCCCACAGCUGGACUCCAUAUUUAAGCUGCUGGAAAUCAAGAUUGUCUCUUUUGUGCAAAACGAGCUGAAGAAGAUCCACCAGGUUUUAUGUUCAAAUGAUCCUGAAUGCUUAACGUGUUCGAUGGAUGUUGAAGAUGAAGAGAAGAUCAGCAGAGAAGCUUUUCUGAAAAUUACCCAUCAAUUUCUGAGAAAUAUGAAGCAGGAGGAGCUGGCUGAUCAGAUUCAGAACAAAAUGUAUGGUGGAGUUCAUCAGCACCAUUUCAAAUCCUCCCUGAAGACGAAGUUCCAGUGUGUGUUUGAGGGAAUCGCUAAAGCAGGAAGUCCAACCCUGCUGAACCAGAUCUACACUGAGCUCUACAUCACAGAGGGAGGAACUGGAGAGGUCAACCAGGAACAUGAGGUCAGACAGAUUGAAACAGCAUCCAGGAAACCAUACAGACCAGAAACAACAAUAAAACUAGAAGACAUCUUUAAAGUCCCACCUGGAGGAGAUCAACCAAUUAAAACAGUGAUGACUAAAGGAGCAGCUGGCAUUGGGAAAACAGUCUUAACACAGAAGUUCACUCUGGACUGGGCUGAAGACAAAACCAACCAGAACAUCCAGUUCAUAUUUCCAUUCACCUUCAGAGAACUGAAUGUGCUGAGAGAGAAAAAGUUCAGCUUGGUGGAACUGAUUCAUCACUUCUUUCCUGAAACCAAAGGAAUCUUUAGCUUUGAACAGUUCCAGGUUCUGUUCAUCUUUGAUGGUCUGGAUGAGAGUCGACUUGGUCUGGACUUCAACAACAAUCCGAUCCUGACUGAUGUUACAGAGUCCAGCUCAGUGGAUGUUCUGCUGACAAACCUCAUCAGGGGGAAACUGCUUCCCUCUGCUCUCCUCUGGAUAACCACACGACCUGCAGCAGCCAAUCAGAUCCCACCUGGAUAUAUUGACAUGGUCAUAGAUAUCGGAGGUUUCAAUGACCCACAGAAGGAGGAGUAUUUCAGAAAGAGAUUCAGUGAUGAGGAACUGGCCAACAAGAUCAUCUCCCACAUCAAGGCAUCACCAACCCUCCAUAUCCUGUGUUAUAUCCCAAUCUUCUGCUGGAUCACUGCUACAGUUCUGGAGGAUAUAGAGAAAACCAGCAAGAGUAGAGGCCUGCCAAAGACUCUGACUGAGAUGUACAUCCACUUCCUGGUGGUUCAGACCAAAGUGAUGAAGGUCAAGUAUGAUGGAGGAUCUGAAACAGAUCCACACUGGAGUCCAGACAACAAGAAGAUGAUUGAGUCUCUGGGAAAACUGGCUUUUGAUCAGCUGCAGAAAGGAAACCUGAUCUUCUAUGAAUCAGACCUGACAGAGUGUGGCAUCGAUAUCAGAGCAGCCUCAGUGUACUCAGGAGUGUUCACACAGAUCUUUAGGGAGGAGAGAGGGCUGUACCAGGACAAGGUGUUCUGCUUCGUCCAUCUGAGUGUUCAGGAGUUUCUGGCUGCUCUUCAUGUUCAUCUAACCUUUACUGAACGUUGUGAGAACUUGAUGGACAAGAACACCUUUGUGGAAGAGCCUGAUCUAAAUGUUCUUUACCAGAGUGCUGUGGAGAAGGCCUUAGACAGUCUGAAUGGACACUUGGAUCUCUUCCUCCGCUUCCUUCUGGGUCUUUCUCUCCAGACCAACCAAUCUCUCCUUAAAGGCCUGCUUAAAUGGACCACAAAUAACUCACAGAGGAAUCAGCACACAGUCCAGUGCAUAAAGAAAUACACUGAAAAAUCUCUAUGCUUUGAGAAAAUGUUGUGUCUGUUCCACUGUCUGAAUGAAAUUAAGUAUAAUUCAGUAGUGGAGGAGAUCCAGCAGUACCUGACUUCAGGACGCCUCAGAACGCACAACUUGUCUCCUGCUGAGUGGUCAGAUCUGGUCUCCAUCAUUCUGUCUUCAGAAAGUAAUCUGGAUGUCUUUGAACUCAAGAAUUAUGAUGAUUCAGAGAACGUUCUUCUGAUGCUGCUGCCAGUGGUCAAGGUCUCCAUUACAGCUCUGCUGGCAGGUUGUGGGCUCUUUAGGAGAACAUGUGAGGCCUUGUCCUCCAUUCUCAGCGCCCCGACAUGUAGCAUAAUGGAGCUAGAUUUAAGUAACAACAAUCUGGAGGACUCUGGACUAAAUCUUCUGCUGCUUGGAAUGAAAAAUCUUGAUUGUAAACUGGAAAUUGUGAGAUUGAGUCGCUGCAACUUGUCCGAUAAAAGCUGUGAGAGCUUGUCGUCACUUUUCUGCUCCCGGCCUUGUAGUCUGAGAGAGCUGGACCUGAGCAGCAACAGCCUGCAGGAUUCAGGAGUGAAGCAGCUGUGUGCUGGGCUGCAGAGUUCUCACUGCAAACUGGAAACUCUCAGACUUAGUCUCUGCUACCUGUCAGACAAAAGCUGCCAAGCCAUCUGCUUCAUCCUCUCUUCUCAAACUUCACUUUUGAGAGUGCUGGACCUGAGCAACAAUGACCUCCAGGACUCUGGAGUGCAGCUGCUGUGCGAGGGACUGGAGAGUCCAAACUGCAAGCUUGAGUCGCUCAGCUUGUCAGGCUGCAUGAUCACAGAGGAAGGCUGUGCUUCCCUGGCUUUAACUCUGAGCUCCAAGCCUUCAGCGCUGAAGCAACUGGACCUGAGUUACAAUCAUCCAGGAGAAUCAGGACUUAAGCUGCUGUCAACAGGCCUGGAUGACCCAAACUGGGCACUGGAGACUCUCAGGGUGGAGCCUGCUGGAGUCCGAUGGUUGACUCCAGGUCUGAGGAAGUCUGGAUUGUGUUUAUCUCCAUCAGAUUCCUGUCAACUCACCGUCGACAGAAACUCAGUGACUGGAAACCUGAAACUUUCUGAAGACAACAUGAAGGUGACACGUGUGGAAGAGAAGAUAUUUCCUGAAUAUGAGGAGUCUUACCAGCUGCUCUGUAGUAAUGGUCUUACUGGCCGUUGUUACUGGGAAGUCGAGUGGACAGGAGAGAUUGACGUGUCAGUAAACAGAGAAAGGAAAGAGGAAGAAAAGGACAGAGACUCUCCACUGGAACUGAUGGAUUUCAGCUGGAGUUUGGGAUGUUCUGAUACUGGUUACUCAACUAGGAAGGAUAAUAGCAAACUAUCUUUAGUAGCUUUCUCCAACCAGCCUGUUUCUCCAAAAAUAGCGAUGUACUUGGACUGUCCGGCUGGAACUCUGUCCUUUUUCAGUGUUGACUCGGAUUCUCUGAGCCACAUCCGCACAUUCAACGCAGUGAUUGCAGAACCUCUUUAUGUUGGUUUGAACUUCUUUUUCACCAAUAGUUCUGUAUCGUCUGUAAGAACCACUGCCCCUCUUUGCUAGAGAAGCAUUUAAACCAAAUACCAAGAACUUUUGGUAGUGUGAAGAUAAAUCCCAUAUUUGUUGUUUCACAGGUGCAACUCUGUGGUCCAGUCAUUUUCAAGUUCAUUUUCAUAAUCUAUAAACUGUUUGUCAAUUUUAAAAG